This is a messenger RNA of Megalobrama amblycephala (Wuchang bream), 1100 nucleotides long. RefSeq lists its product as uncharacterized. The record is from RefSeq and is a predicted model, not a curated record. NCBI's taxonomy places the organism in Eukaryota, Metazoa, Chordata, Actinopteri, Cypriniformes, Xenocyprididae. Bases 159 to 950 code for a protein of 263 amino acids. The transcript is spliced from 4 exons.
AGCUGGUUAAGCAUAUUCAAGAUUUAAUAUCUCUUGGUGUUAAGCCAGAUACAAUUCUCUUAAAAUCCCAUGAAUGGUCGAAGGAACAAGGACAUACUGAUCUCAACAACCAAGCAUAUUUUGUCACCCCAAAAGACAUUGAAAAUAUUCGGACGUGUAUGAUACGAAAAAAUCAGCAACACAAAGAUGAUGCCAGCAGUACCACGCAACUUCUUGAGGGCCCAUUCAAAGACUCUGUUAUUUUUUAUCAGCCUUAUAGUCCUCAAACAGAUCUUGUCAUGGUUCUACAAACACCAUCCAUGAGAGACAACCUUCAAAAAUAUGGACAAGAUAUUGUUUUUAUGGAUGCAACACAUGGUGUGAACCAGUAUGGCUUUCCUUUAUUUACAUUAGUUGUAAGGGACAGUCAUGGUCAUGGCAUACCCGUUGCCUAUAUCAUCCUGGGAAAUGAAAAGCAGGCCACGCUUCAGUUGGCACUGGAAAAGCUGAAACCAACAUUUUCUGUUGCUCCAAGGUGCUUUAUGGUUGAUAAAGACCAAGCUGAAAUCAAUGCCAUCCAAACAGUAUUCAGUGAGUCAGACGUUCUCCUUUGUUGGUACCAUGUAACACAAGCAGUAACUCGUUGGCUGUCAAGAUCUGAAUCUGGUGUAUGUGGACCUGAAAAUGCUGAUUCAAGGGCACACAUCAUGCAGUUUAUGGCUGAGCUGAAGUCUUGUUCCACGGAACAUGAUUUCAAGAAAAAAGCUGAGAUGUUUCAUUGCCAGUUCAAGUAUUUAAAAGAUGUGUGCAAGUACUUUAGGAACCACUGGGAGCCAAUUGGUCAUCUGUGGUCUAACUUUGGAAGAUGCUAUAAGCAUGGAGACUCUGACACAAACAAUCUAAUAGAACGGCAUAUAACAUUUUUAUGCAUGUUCACUUCAUUAUUUAUUUGUGGGCUAGCUGAAAGCUAGCAUAGUGCUUUAAGUAAUUUGUUUAAAUAUAGAUGCAAACUUCUCACCUUUUUGAGAGCAAAAUAGGUCACCUAUGGGAUCUGCAUAGAUCCAAUGAUAGUGUUUUUAUUGGGGGAGGGGGGUCUUAAGGGUACUUGUGAAGGGUAAAUA